AAGGAGUCAGUCUCCUCAUCGGCUUCCACUGGCGCUCCACUUAAAAAGUGUUCUUUAUUUGCAAGAAUAUGCUAAAUGCCGGCUGCGAAAUUAAAAUACAACAAAAUAUGUUGGCUUUUAGCUAAUUUUUGUAGAGAGAGAGAGUAACAGUGUGGUGUGGAUCGGCAAAGGAAGGUCUUGGGGUUUGGGGGUGUUUGGUCAAUGAGAUUUCUCGGACUCCGGAAAUUCCUUAACUGGAGCCCUAACCGCAAUGGAAGGUGGGUCCCCUGACCAAGAGUCUAUAGGGUCUGGGGCGAGGAGGUCUAAUGUAUCAUCUGGGAGUAGGUCUCGGAAUUGCAAAGAGUUCCUCAGUAGAUUUUUGGAUAGUAAAGGACUUACUACAGAACUUGAAGAAUGGUUUGAGUUAAUAUCCAAUAGAUCAGCAUCGAAGAAGCCUGCUUUUGAUGUUCCUUUUGAGCUGAUAGACCUUCAAAAGUUCGAUUAUGCAUUGGAAGGCAUUUCGUUUCAGCAGCUGAUUCGGAUGCCCAGUGCUGUUUACGCUUCAACAUCUGAGGCUGCUGAAGCAACUGCUUAUUUUGCAGUCGAGGACUUUUUACAUGCUAGUGUGAAGGGGUUGUGGGAAGCAUUUUGGAGUCAGGAGGAGCCAAUGCCUUUUUCUGUUGCUUCUCUAUACAAUGAAAACCUGAAGUUUUAUCAGGCUGAGAAGGCAGUUGCUAAUGGAAAGCUUGGAGGUCUUUGCGGCACUUGUAUAUUGCUUAAGAAUCCCAGGCAUCCCCAUGGGAAGUGGGAUUAUAUACUUGAAUUGGCUCUUCUUAGGCCUGAUAUUGGAAGCCUUGCCAUUGAUAAUGACAGGCAGCCUUCGCCAUUGCUUCUAGGUGAGGCUCUUUUCUAUGCCAUACGCGUGUUGUUAUCAAGAAGCUUGAGUAGAUUGAAUUUCUCUGAGAGUUCAAAAUCUGUUUUUAUAAUUCUUGUUGAUUCUCAAUAUGGUGGGGUUGUCAAGGUUGAAGGUGAUGUAAAUAAGUUGGAGUUCAAUAUGAAUAAUGUCUACGGGUGUGCUGCGGAAUGGGUUAAAAGACAUUCUAAGAUUGCAGUCUCGCCAAUUGAUAGAAUCUGGAACAAGCUUGGAAAUGCGAAUUGGGGAGAUAUUGGUGUUUUACAGGUGCUUUUUGCUACCUUUCAGUCUAUCGCUCAAUUUGCGGGACUUCCGAAGCACUCAGUUGAGGAUUUAGCUGCUGACCAUGGUUCUCGCCUGCAAGCAAGAAGGGCUGAGAGGCAGAUGGGGGAUACCAAGGUGAAUGGAAAUGGUCUAUUUAGGUUCCAGCAGCGCAGUGUUUCACCAGAAAUUGUUGAAGUUCAGGAUGAGUCCGUCAAAAUUGAGUCUGAAGAAUUAAUGAAGUUAGAAGUAGGAUCUUUGAUAUGGAUGGAGGACUCAAACUGGCAAAAGGGUUACCAAAUUAACGAAGUCCAUAGUACAGGCGAACAUGUGUACUAUAUUACAUCUCCUCCUGAAGAACUAGGAAAAAGUCUCUUUUUAUAUGUUGGUUCUCAUCCUUCUCAGCUUGAACCAGCAUGGGAGGGUAUGAAUUUGUGGUACCAAGUUCAGAGACAAACUAAAAUAUUGACCAUCAUGAAACAAAAAGGUUUAUCUAGCAAGUAUCUACCUGAGUUGAUUGCAUCUGGUAGGAUUAUCCAUCCGGGUCAGUGCCAUAGAUCUAGCUCAGGAGGGAACUGCAACCACCCUUGGUGUGGCACCCCUAUUCUUGUAACAAGCCCGGUUGGUGAGACACUGACAGAUAUGGUAAGCGGAAGUCCAUUUGGGACUGAUGAAGCUAUCAGAUGUUGCCAUGACUGCUUAUCUGCACUUUCAACUGCUGCUUCGGCAGGAAUUCGGCAUGGAGACAUCAGGCCUCAGAAUGUGAUUUGUGUGAGGUCUAGUACAAGGCAUCCUUUUUUUGUUCUUAUUGGUUGGGGUCAUGCUGUUUUAGAAGAGAGGGAUCGACCUGCAAUGAACCUCCAUUUUUCGUCAACUUUUGCUCUUCAGGAGGGUAAAGUAUGUUCAGCUUCAGAUGCAGAGAGCCUUGUUUAUAUGCUUUAUUUUUGCUGUGGUGGGGAGUUACCAGAUCUUGAUUCAGUUGAGGGCGCACUGCAGUGGAGAGAGACUGCUUGGUCAAGGAGAUUGAUUCAGCAGAAAUUAGGUGAUGUGUCAACUGUGUUAAAAGCAUUUGCUGACUAUGUAGACAGUCUAUGUGGAACACCAUACCCAAUGGACUAUGCUAUUUGGUUGAGAAGGUUGAAGAGAAAUAUUCACGGGGAAGAUUAUGGAAAGGAAAUUGAUACAUCAGGAUAGAAAUUUCUCUAUGUCCCUGAAGUAAAACUGAAUCUUAUUGAUCAUUAACCUUUAUGAUUGUCGAUACUUUCAAUUUUGGCGGAAGUCUUUCAGAAAUGUGUGUUUGGUGCAUUCCGUGUCAUGAUCUCGAGUCCACUUACCUUCAGACCAAAUGUAUGGUUGAACUGUUCAGCAAUUGUUUACCAAUGUCCCGUGGAAAAACUUGAGCACCAUUCUUCCUUUCCAGGUUUGAUUAAGCUUUUGUUUGGACACAAAGUGAAAGUUCUUCGCAGUUCUGAAUAAUCAACCCCUGCUUUCAGGGUUUCCAGAUCUUUUAUCUGGUUAGAAGCUGUUCUAAAGGACAUCGUGGUGGUUUAAUGAAUUAUAUGGCAAAGGUCCAUGCAGUUAAUUGCCUUGCUCCGUUGGAUAGCAAAAGAUCAUUGCUAUCUGCACUUUUGAUGAAUUUGUUUAUGGAUCUGCUCUAUAUUUAUUAUUUCCUCUGUAAAGAUAAGAAUUGAAGUUGCCCACUGUGUAGUUGUUAUGUAUGAGAGUGGAGUUGCUUGGGCCAUCUUGUCUAGGGCAUUCAUCUUUUUCUGUAUAUGUGUGGGUGUUUCAAAGUCCGAAACGGCAUUAUCAGCCCAUUUUGUAGUUCUGUGUUCUAUAAUACAGCUUUUUUAUUCUUCA
Molecule: messenger RNA, 3010 nt
Organism: Morus notabilis
Lineage: Eukaryota; Viridiplantae; Streptophyta; Magnoliopsida; Rosales; Moraceae
Exons: 2
Coding region: 251-2347 (698 amino acids)
Source: RefSeq, a predicted model, not a curated record